Poecilia latipinna (sailfin molly) is the source of this 983-nucleotide messenger RNA. It is a transcript of the gene cldn33b, whose product is annotated as claudin 33b. Gene Ontology annotation, molecular function: structural molecule activity. The transcript has a single exon. NCBI's taxonomy places the organism in Eukaryota, Metazoa, Chordata, Actinopteri, Cyprinodontiformes, Poeciliidae. The record is from RefSeq and is a predicted model, not a curated record. Gene Ontology annotation, cellular component: membrane; bicellular tight junction. The coding region runs from base 154 to 852 and encodes 232 amino acids.
GUGCUCCUCUGAGUGGAAAGUGUUUGUGAACAAGCGCCGAGCCCUGAGCCAGAGCAGUCAGCUCUAAUUACCAGGCGCUUUGAGCAGCCUCCGUCCUGACCGGACUCCGAGAGGCCUCUCCAUCCCAGGCGCAGCCGGUGAAGGGGAACUCUCAUGGAUCUCUUGAACGUGGAGGCUGGAGAGGCAAGGAGACACAUGGACUCGCCUGCCUGCGUCUUGGAACUGCUGGGGCUGCUGGUCUACGUCGGAGCAUGGCUCUGCGCUCUGGGCAGCACCAUCCUGCCACAGUGGCUGACCAAGUCCACCUCUCUGCUGCCCACCGAGAGUUACGACUUGGGACUGUGGGAGACCUGUGUGGUCCAGGACAUUGGCGGCAUGGAGUGCAGGUCUUACGACAGCCUUUUGGGCCUUUCCAGCGACCUCAAACUGGCCCGCAUCUUGAUGUGCACCGCCCUCGCCGUGGGCUUGCUGGGAAUCGUGGUCGCCAUACCCGGACUCCACCUGAUCAACAGCUGCAAAGACUAUGAAGGCCACCGAACCAAGAGGACUCUGACCAUCACCGGAGGGGUGCUGGGGAUGAUGUCCGGGGUGCUCUGUCUGGUCCCCGUCUCCUACGUCGCCCAUUUGGCGGUGAUGCAUUUCUUUGACGAGAAGGUUCCCGAGGUGGUGCCUCGGUGGGAGUUCGGAGAUGCCUUGUUCUGCGGCUGGGCAGCAGGGUUCCUCCUGGUGGUGGCCGGGCUGAUCAUGGUGACCUCCACCUGGUGCUCCCAGGCGGAGCACCACCCUGCGCCACAGAGGAGGUGCCACGCCAAGAGAGACCGUGACCUCAGAAAACGCUCCGAGUACGUUUAACGAACGGAACAGCACGAUCACCUGUAGAGCUGCACUUCAAACUGCUUUACACCAAUGACGUCAAUGAUUUUUAUAUAUCAAAUGCAAGAUAAUGUGUAAUAGCUGAUCCAGCCCCCCCCCCAAAAAAAACA